Molecule: messenger RNA, 3132 nt
Organism: Annulohypoxylon maeteangense
Lineage: Eukaryota; Fungi; Ascomycota; Sordariomycetes; Xylariales; Hypoxylaceae
Product: 6-phosphofructokinase
Exons: 4
Coding region: 599-2968 (789 amino acids)
Biological process (GO): fructose 6-phosphate metabolic process; canonical glycolysis; fructose 1,6-bisphosphate metabolic process
Cellular component (GO): cytoplasm; 6-phosphofructokinase complex; mitochondrion
Molecular function (GO): 6-phosphofructokinase activity; AMP binding; identical protein binding
Source: RefSeq, a predicted model, not a curated record
UGGACUUGCCUCUACGCUACCAACUACGUAACUUGGAAGUAGGUAAUAGCUCCCCCUCAUUGAUAAUUGAUAAGAGCUUCUUUUUGUUCACCAAAAUUGGUGUAGAUUUUUUCUUCUCCUAAACAAUGACAUACUGAUAGGUGAGGACCUAGUGUGGGUAAGCAGUCUUUUUCCCCUCGUCACAUUCAUCAUACAUUUAUGUACUACAACCUGCCGGACCACGAACCAGUGAACGGUCCGAUUGCUGUCUCUUAAUUGAGAUCGAUUUAUAGGUACCUAUCUCCUGACACCUUCGUUCCAAGGUCGAUGCUGUGGGCUGAUUUCGACAUGAAAAGAACGCACUACAGGUCCUUGUUAUUAUAAUAUCUCUUGCUCACCCACAUUCGCAUCUACCCGUCCAACUUAUUAGCUCAGCUUUUCCUCGACCUUAGAUGCAUGCAUCUACCUUCCUAUGAUACAUACUUUAACUAUACCCUUUCCAACCUUGAUCUAGUGAAACUCGGGUUUCCGAUUUCCUACCCUAUUCCACUCCUACGUCGCCUUUCGAACCAAAACCUCUUUUCAAAUAGUUAUUCCUAUUCCAAUCAAUAUAUCCAAUAUGGCGACACCAAAGAAGAAGAUCGCCGUCAUGACAUCCGGUGGUGAUUCACCUGGAAUGAACGCCGUUGUUCGAGCCGUCGUACGUAUGGCAAUCCACGUAGGAUGCGAUCCGUAUUGCGUCUAUGAGGGUUACGAGGGCUUGGUUCAGGGCGGCAACUUCAUCAGAAAGAUGGAAUGGAACGAUGUCCGGGGAUACCUUUCCGAAGGUGGUACAUUAAUAGGCACCGCAAGGUGUAUGGCCUUCUAUGAGCGCCCGGGCCGUCUAACUGCUGCUAAGCACUUAAUACUUAACGGCAUUGAUGCUCUCAUCAUAUGUGGUGGUGAUGGCUCUCUUACUGGUGCUGACAGAUUCCGAGCCGAAUGGCCCUCCCUACUCGAAGAACUCGUUUCCACCGGUCAGCUAAAUGCGAAGCAGGUUGAGCCCUACCGAUACCUCAACAUUGUUGGACUCGUCGGCUCGAUUGACAAUGAUCUUUCUGGAACCGACGCCACCAUUGGUGCCUAUUCCGCCUUAGCACGUAUUUGCGAAAUGGUCGAUUAUAUUGAAGCCACUGCUUCCUCUCACUCGCGAGCCUUUGUUAUAGAGGUGAUGGGGAGACACUGUGGUUGGCUUGCCUUAAUGGCAGGUGUAGCUACCGGUGCUGAUUUUAUAUUCAUUCCGGAGAAACCUAGGGAGGACAACUGGAAAGAAGAGAUGAAUCAAGUCAUUAGAAAGCACCGGGAUUGGGGGAAACGUAAAACCAUCGUUAUCAUCGCCGAAGGUGCCCUAGAUAGGCACGGAACCAAGAUCACACCCGAUAUGGUAAAGGACUUGCUGGCCGACAAAUCUGGCCUGGCCCUCGACACCCGUAUCACCACCCUCGGCCAUGUCCAAAGAGGUGGCACCGCAGUGGCAUAUGACAGGAUGCUCGCUACUUUACAAGGAGUAGAGGCUGUCAAGGCUGUCCUCGAGGCAACACCGGAAACUGAGACUUGUGUCAUCGCUAUUACCGAGAACAAGAUAGUCCGAAAACCCUUGAUGAAAGCUGUGCAAGAAACCAAGCAGGUAGCCAAGGCUAUCGAAGCCCAGGACUUUGACAAAGCUAUGUCCCUGCGCGAUACUGAAUUCUCUGACCAAUAUAAGUCAUAUAUGAUGACUACGACUAUGGGCCUUGACCAGGACAUACACCUAGAAGAUAGUAAACGAAUGAAGAUUGGUUUUAUUAAUGUGGGAGCACCCGCUGGUGGUAUGAACGCCGCAAUUCGUGCAGGAGUAGCUUAUUGCCGAUCCCGGGGGCAUGAGCCGCUUGCAAUCCACAACGGGUUCGCUGGCUUUGCUCGACAUCAUGGCGAUAAGCCUCUUGGUGCUGUACGGAAAUUUGACUGGCUAGAGGUCGACGGGUGGGCAAGCAAGGGAGGCUCAGAAAUAGGCACAAACCGUGAACUUCCGGAAGAGUCUGGCAUAGAACUAAUCGCCAAGCUGAUCGAAAAGUAUGAGUUUGACGCGCUCUUCUUAAUUGGUGGAUUCGAGGCUUUCCACUCUGUAUCGCAGCUCCGCAAAGCCAGAUCCAGGUUCCCCUCGCUUUGCAUUCCUAUGACCCUAUUACCGGCGACCAUUUCCAACAACGUCCCCGGUACAGAAUAUUCCCUGGGAUCUGACACUUGUUUAAAUGAACUCGUCGCGUACUGCGACAAGAUCAAACAGUCUGCCUCGGCAACCCGGAGACGAGUUUUCGUUAUUGAAACCCAAGGUGGUCGGUGCGGAUAUGUCGCAAUUCUAGGAGGGCUAGGCGUUGGCGCAAGCGCCGUCUACAUUCCAGAAGAGGGCAUCAGUCUGGAAAUGCUCACCGCAGAUGUUAAGCAUCUGAAAGAGGUUUUCAAGAAGGACAGGGGUCAAUCACGUGCGGGACGACUAAUUCUUGUUAAUGAAAAGGCAAGCAAGGUCUUCUCGGCCAAGCUCAUCGCGGAUAUCAUCCGCGAAGAAGCUCACGACCGAUUCGAGUCUCGAGACAGCAUUCCCGGCCACGUUCAACAGGGUGGUGUCCCAUCCGCGAUGGAUAGGUGCCGUGCCGUUAGACUGGCUAUCAAGUGCAUACAGCAUCUUGAGAAGUACGGACCGAAACCACAGAAGAACCCCGAGAAAAUAAGCAAGGACCCCUUAAGUGCCUCCGUCAUCGGUAUACAAGGUGCGGAUGUAGUAUUCUCGCCCAUGGAGGCUCUAGAAGAGAAUGAAACGGACUGGAAGAACCGACGGCCCACGGUGGCACACUGGCUAGAUAACAAGGAAGUUGUAGACAUCCUUGGUGGACGUCCGGAGUACCCACUACCGGAAAAGAGCCUGGUCGGGCUCAUUGCCAAAGACGCCAAGCGCGGACUUAUCAAAGAUUAGAAAGGCUAAAAAGAACGACGGGCUGUUGGCUAAGGUAGGAUUAAGGGACUAGAACAUCGGGUCGAUACCUAGGUAGAUAGAUUGGGAUGGGUCCGGGUGCAUUGUUAUGAUUCUCCUACAUGGCUAAGGAAAUACUGAUAUUUUAUGAUUAAAUUCUGUGGUCA